Periophthalmus magnuspinnatus is the source of this 3522-nucleotide messenger RNA. It is a transcript of the gene lrrcc1, whose product is annotated as leucine rich repeat and coiled-coil centrosomal protein 1. The record is from RefSeq and is a predicted model, not a curated record. Gene Ontology annotation, molecular function: protein binding. The transcript has 19 exons. The coding region runs from base 403 to 3429 and encodes 1008 amino acids. Gene Ontology annotation, cellular component: cytoplasm; centrosome. Lineage: Eukaryota; Metazoa; Chordata; Actinopteri; Gobiiformes; Gobiidae.
AUGUAAACAGGAAGUGAAACACUCAAAGCGGCGUUUUUAAGAAGCUAAACGACAAAUGAGUAUCAAAACUAAAUAAAGUUUAUGAUAUGGCUACUUUUAAGUAGAUAAAUGUAUCUAUUGAGUGUCAAAGUUACUAUUAACAAGCUUUUAGUGAGUUUGAUCUAUUCGCCAAAAUCGUAAUGGGCAAUGUUUUGCAGUCGACGCUAGAUAAAGCUAACCUCUUUGCUUCUGGUUGUAGUAACAGCUAACGAUUCACAAGUUCUCAGAUUUUGUUUAUUUGUGAGUUAACAGCACAAAUGGUCUCAUGGUGCCAGUUAUAUAUAGCUAUAUAUGUUAGUUUUACGAAGUCGGUUACUUUAUUGAAACUUGAUUCAAACUUGGAGACACCUCUAUUUUGUCAUUAUGGGAGACACUGAGCUGUGUCUUAUCGAUAAGAAGAUAAAAAGUUUGCUAGAAGUCCAGUUGGUCUCUACCAUAACCUCCCUGAAUCUUCACUGCAACAACAUCUCCCAAAUUGAAGGCCUUAGAAACGCGUGGCACCUGCGUCAUCUGGACCUCUCCUCCAACUGCAUCUCUCACAUCGAAAACCUGAGCUCUCUCACUUCUCUGAGAACUUUGAAUUUAUCCUGCAACUUAAUCACCAAGGUCGAAGGACUGAAUGGCCUUGUGAACCUAACAAGAUUAAACCUGUCCUAUAAUCAGAUUAAUAACCUCACAGGGUUGUUGUAUCUCCACGGCCCGCAGUACAAGCUUAACCAUCUUAGCCUCCAUGGCAACCAGCUGGACAGCAUCGAUCACCUUUUGCAAUGCCUGCUGGGACUGCACACCUUAAAAGAAGUUGUUUUGUACAAAGAUGGAGCAGACAAUCCAAUCUGCAGGUUCCCAGGUUACAGGGAAAUAGUCUUCCAGUCAUUGCCUCAGAUUUAUGUCCUGGAUGGUCUGGACCAAUUGGGAAACCCACGUGAACCUUGUGUACAUAAACGUGACAUUCCUGGUUUGGAAGAUUAUGUGGACCUAUUCCUCUCAUCUGAUACCAGUCACCAUGAAGCUGUCAAAGGAAGUAAUAUUAACACUCCCCGCAUUGACGAGGUGUUGAACCAGUUUCGUCAGCGGAUUGCAUCAGAAAUUUUAACAGAGACCACCCCACAGUCGGCUCAAAAGGACAGGGCCCCUGCAGUUUCCAGUGCAGCCAAUCCACCAGACCAUCCUAAUGAAGAGCGCCUCAGGAAACUUGAGCGCCAAGUAUCUCUGCUCAUUCAGGGUCCUACACGGGACAAACUCAGCAGCAGCAUCAGCACUCCUCCUGUGGUGAUGGUGCGGGUCCCCAAGAGGGACACAGAUCGUACGUCGGAAAGUGAGUGUGACAGUGGAAAAGAAAUCAAGAAGCGCUCACGAGUCCCCAAACACAGGAGCAGCUCAGGAACAAGGACAAAAGACACCAAGGGAAGGAGAUCUGACAGUGAUCAGGAGAAUCAUAAAACUACAUCUUCAAAGUCCUCUGUGGGGCCCAAGAAGUCUGGCAUCGCAGCAGGAGUUGAGACAGCAGGGGCCACCAGGAGGCGCCCUUUGAAAUGUGCCGAAGCCUCUGGCCAUGUAAAAACAAGGUCCACCAAGGAAGAAGAGACCUACAGGACUAUAGUGGAGGAGCGUGACCAGGAGAGGGAGCGGCGCUGGAAGGCAGAGCAGGCUGUGAGAAAACUGGCGGAAGAGCUGAAGUGUCUCCAGACCAAAGUGAGCGAGGAACAGGACCUACAAAGCCUGGCUGUGCACACCACUGACCGACUGAAGGAGAUGCUAUUGAAGGAGCGCUCUGGCCGGUCUGAGCUGCAGCAGCGCGUGGAGGAGCUGGAGGGCCGAUGUCAGUCUCUCACUCAGGCACUGGAGCAGAGCCGGAGCACAGAACAACUGCACAAGACUGGACUGAGCAAACUGGAAGAGAGCAUUGCACAGGCCGACAGUCUUAGGGCUAUGCAGAGGGCAGAGGAGGUGAAACGAUACCAGGAGUUGGAGAAUAAGGUAGCGGUGUUAAAGAGGGAGCUGGACAUACAGAGAGCUUCAGUCCAACACCACAAAAACAAACUGCAACAACUCCAUGAACUACUGGCUUCAAGGGAACAAGAGCACAGGAGGCAGCUGGAGAUGCGACUUCAGCCUGGUGGAGCAGAUUUUCGCGAGGCAGUGGCUAAAGAAGUGUCAUUGGUUGAACAAAAACACGGCCAAAAAGUGUCUGAGCUGCAGGACAGAAUCACAGAGGGGAGGAGACAGUACGCUGCGCUAGAGGACGAGUUUCGUAUGGCGCUAACCAUCGAAGCUACAAGGUUUUCUGAGGUGAAAGAGGCGUGUGAUCAAAUGAGUGCAGAGUUGACAGAUUUAAGGUCGUCCCUGUCCCAGUCGCAACAGAGGGACAAAAAGUCUGCAGGUCUGGUCCAGGAGCUCACAGCUAUGGUCAAAGAGCAAAAGAGCCGCAUUACUGACCUCAGCAAAACCAAACGGGAGGCCGUCACUGAGCUCAAGAGCCGUGUGCAGUCAUUAGAGGCAGAGCUGGACCAGGACCGGCGUCUGUCUGUGCAGCUGGAGCUCCUGAAGAAGGACAAGUCCAGACUGUUGUCUCAGCUCACGGCUCAGGAGUCUGUGAUCGACGGGCUCCGAGCAGAGAGGAGGAUCUGGGGACAAGAGCUCGCUCAACAAGGAGCCUCUUUAGCCCAGGACCGAGGGCGUUUGGAGGCCAAGAUUGAUGUCCUGUCAUCAGAGCUGGAGACACAGAAGAAACAGAAUGAGAGAGACAACGACGCCCUCAAAAUAAAAGCCAAAAUCAUCGACGACCAGACGGAGACGAUACGCAAACUUAAAGAGUCUUUGCAGAAUCGGGAGGAGCAGAAUCAGAGGCUGAGUGAGGAGUCUAUCCAGGCCCAAAAUUCCUUCAAACAGACAGAGACAGAACUCAAAGAACAUGUGGAACACCUCACUCUGCGCAAAGAAGAGCUGAAGCAACAACUGGAAGAUAAGGACACAGAGCUGGAGGAGGUCAAGAGGGUUUACAGUGAAUCUAGCAGAAAGUGGAGGGACAAAGCAGAACUUCUCACUCGGCUGGAGACUCAAGUAAAACGAAUGAAAGAAAACUUUGAUUCAAAAGAGAAACUGCUACUCGAAGAGCGCGAUAAAGCCACUGAAGCACAAAAAGCUGCCGUGGAGAAGCUGCGUAGUAUCGAUGAUGCUUUCAGACAACAACUGGAGUCACUUCAGGUCACUCAUCAAACUGAGCUGCUACAACUGGCCUCGGACAAGCAGAAACAGAUAGAGCAAGCCAAUCAGAAGGUUUAUGAAGUGGAAGAAGAGAUGCGUCAGCUACUGGAGGAAACCAGAGCUCAGAAAAGGGUCAUGGAGGAGAAAAUGAAACGACUCAACAGUGUGCUAAGAGAGUUGAGUUAAUACUAAAAAACAAACUUGAGCUUUUUUACAAUAACCUGAAUAUUUGUAAUAUUGUAUAUAAGAUUUAUCUAUUAAAUAAAAUGACUGAAAAUC